Molecule: messenger RNA, 1732 nt
Organism: Scaptodrosophila lebanonensis
Lineage: Eukaryota; Metazoa; Arthropoda; Insecta; Diptera; Drosophilidae
Gene: shd
Product: ecdysone 20-monooxygenase
Exons: 7
Coding region: 58-1725 (555 amino acids)
Molecular function (GO): oxidoreductase activity, acting on paired donors, with incorporation or reduction of molecular oxygen; heme binding; iron ion binding
Source: RefSeq, a predicted model, not a curated record
UCAAUUGACUUAAGGAUCUAAUUUUGGAUUUAAAACAUUGCCACAAAAAAGUGCCUAAUGGUAAUGGCCGUGAUUCUGUUGAUCGCUCUAGCACUUGUACUCUGUUGCUAUUGCGCCAUCAAUCGGCAAAAGAUAAAUGCGAUUUACCUGAAACCGCUGCUAAAGAAAACCCGUCAGCUGACCAAUAACACUGCCAACGAUAAUGCCGAUGUUAAUGGUAAUGCCAAUGCGAACGAUUGUUAUCAUGCCACGCCGAUACAGGGACGGCAGCGUCGCACCAUUUGGGAUAUUCCCGGUCCACAGCGCAUACCCUUUCUAGGCACCAAAUGGAUAUUCCUUGUGUUCUUUCGCCGCUACAAAAUGACGAAACUCCAUGAGGUCUACGCAGAUCUGAACCGGCAGUAUGGGGACAUUGUUCUUGAGGUAAUGCCCUCGAAUGUGCCGAUUGUGCAUUUGUAUAAUCGCGACGACUUGGAGCGUGUACUCAAGUAUCCCAGCAAAUAUCCAUUUCGUCCGCCCACCGAGAUCAUUGUGAUGUAUCGGCAAUCGCGUCCCGAUCGCUAUGCCAGUCUGGGCAUUGUUAACGAACAGGGACCAACGUGGCAGAAGCUACGCUCUUCCCUUACUUCCAGCAUAACCUCUCCACGCAUUCUGCAAAACUUUCUGCCCGCCCUGAAUGCCGUCUGUGAUGAUUUUAUUGAGCUGUUGCGAGCGCGACGCGAUCCCCAAAGCCAGGCGGUCCAUAAUUUUGAGGAACUCGCCAAUCUAAUGGGUCUGGAGGCGGUUUGCACCCUGAUGCUGGGUCGACGUAUGGGGUUUCUGGCGCCCAAUACCAAACAGCCACACAAGAUCAGUCAAUUGGCGGCAGCUGUGAAGCAGCUCUUUAUUUCACAGCGAGACUCGUACUAUGGUCUGGGACUGUGGAAAUACUUUCCCACCAAGACUUAUAGGGACUUUGCGCGAGCCGAAGACUUGAUAUAUGAUAUUAUAUCCGAGAUCAUAGACAAUGAGCUGGAGCAGCACAAGAAUACGGCCGCUUGUGAGGAUGAGGACGCAGCAGGUCUGCGUAGCGUAUUCCUGAACAUACUGGAGCUGAAGGAUUUGGACAUACGCGACAAGAAGUCGGCCAUUAUAGACUUUAUAGCAGCGGGCAUUGAAACGUUAGCCAACACAUUGCUUUUUGUGCUCAGCUCCGUGACAAGCGAGCCGCAAGCCAAGCUCCGGAUUCUGGAUGAGUUUUGUGAGUAUCGCCACACGAACAUCUUGCAAGAUGCGCUGACCAAUGCCACCUAUACCAAGGCAUGCAUACAAGAGUCCUAUAGGCUGAGGCCGACGGCUUUUUGUCUGGCACGGAUUCUUGAGGAGGACAUGGAGUUGUCCGGCUAUUCGCUAAAUGCCGGCACUGUGGUGCUCUGUCAGAAUAUGAUUGCCUGCCACAAGGAUCGUAAUUUUCACGAGGCCAAACAAUUUUCCCCAGAGCGUUGGAUCGAUGCGUCUGGAAAUUUUACAGUGAAUGUGGACAGUGCCAGUAUUGUGGUGCCGUUCGGAGUUGGUCGCCGUACGUGUCCCGGCAAACGUUUUGUCGAAAUGGAGGUGGUGCUGUUGCUAGCGAAGCUUGUGCUCGCCUUUGAUGUGGAUUUUGUGGAACCACUUCAAACGGAAUUCGAGUUUUUGUUGGCGCCUAAAACGCCGCUCAGUUUGGUGCUGCGCGAUCGAACAUUCUGACUGUGGC